Molecule: messenger RNA, 1411 nt
Organism: Sander lucioperca (pikeperch)
Lineage: Eukaryota; Metazoa; Chordata; Actinopteri; Perciformes; Percidae
Gene: hsd17b7
Product: hydroxysteroid (17-beta) dehydrogenase 7
Biological process (GO): cholesterol biosynthetic process
Cellular component (GO): endoplasmic reticulum membrane
Molecular function (GO): 5-alpha-androstane-3-beta,17-beta-diol dehydrogenase (NADP+) activity; 3-beta-hydroxysteroid 3-dehydrogenase (NADP+) activity; estradiol 17-beta-dehydrogenase [NAD(P)+] activity
Source: RefSeq, a predicted model, not a curated record
UAUGACUCCACAUCAGGAACUGGACACAGAACUUUUGAACGAACAUUUGGCAAUAAAUGUAGUGUUUUCUGUUUGCAGUUUGUUUCCAGUUUGGACCAGAAAAGAUGAAUAAGGUGGUUUUGGUGACAGGAGCAAAUAGUGGCAUUGGCCUGGCGCUGUGUGAGCGUCUCCUCUCGCAGGACACCGAGGGUCUCCAGCUGUGUCUGGCCUGCAGGAACAUGCAGCGGGCUCAGGCUGCUCGCUGCGCCCUCCUCAGCUCUCACCCCACAGCCCAGGUGGCCCUGCUGCAGAUGGACACCAGCAGCAUCUCCUCUGUCCUCGCUGCUGCUCAGGAGGUCAAACUCAGGUAUAACCGGCUGGACUACCUCUACCUGAAUGCAGGCAUCAUGCCAAACCCACAGUUUGACGUGAAAGGCUUUUUCAAAGGCCUCUUCUCCAGUCAUAUCAUCACUAUGUUUGCCACUGGCGAGGGGAUUCUGACACAGAAGGACUGUGUCACCCCUGAUGGCCUGCAACAAGUUUUCGAGACCAACCUUGGUCACUUCCUACUAAUCAGGGAGCUGGAACCAUUACUGUGCCAUGCAGGCCGGACGUCCCAGCUGAUCUGGACCUCCUCCAGUAACGCUCACCGCUCAGCUUUUAAACUUGAAGACAUGCAGCACCAGAGAGGCACCCAACCCUACAGCUCCUCCAAAUAUGCCUCCGACCUGCUCAGCGUGGCGCUCAACACACACUACAACAAACAGGGUUUGUACUCAUCUGUCAUUUGUCCUGGUUUUGUGAUGACCAAUCUGACCUACAGUAUCCUGCCCUCCUUCCCAGCCUUCCUCUGGACCCUGCUUAUGCCUGUCUUUUGGCUCAUAAGAAUGUUCACCAAUACUUUCACCCUGACCCCUUAUAAUGGAGCUGAAGCCCUGUUCUGGCUAUUUAAGCAAAAGCCUGAAUCACUGGACCCUCAAGCCAAGUAUCACAGCUUAACAUCUGGGCUAGGCAACAACUACACCCAGCCACGUAAGAUGGAUAUUGAUUUGGAAACAUCCGAUGCUUUUUAUGAGAAAUUACGGCAACUAGAAAGUGAAGUAAGAAAGAAACUGAAGGAAAAACAAAAAGUUUGCAGUAGUCUUGCAGGACCUGGAUCAUCUUGAUGCAUAUCACACAAUUCUGGGAUGGAGAGUAUUUUAUUCCUGUCUGGCAGGUGACCUGGGAUGCAUGCUAGUAGUCAGACCUCACCAAAAUAACUGUGUCCUCUGCCUGACACAGUAACAUGCAAGCCUGAAUUCACAGCACAAUAAAGAAGUUACAGUGACUAUAAGCAUGACAUAAAACAUCAUAGGACAAAGUACCAGAAUGUAUGCUGUGAUGGUUUGGGAAAGAGUUUACAAUAAAACUGAUCAUUGCCUUUUCUCUUCCA